Molecule: messenger RNA, 1065 nt
Organism: Fomitiporia mediterranea MF3/22
Lineage: Eukaryota; Fungi; Basidiomycota; Agaricomycetes; Hymenochaetales; Hymenochaetaceae
Product: putative isomerase YbhE
Exons: 5
Coding region: 1-1065 (354 amino acids)
Molecular function (GO): 6-phosphogluconolactonase activity; protein binding
Source: RefSeq, a predicted model, not a curated record
AUGGUUAACUUCACUAUUCUUGCCGGAGGCUACAGCGCCUUCAUUAUGACAUACAUCUUUGACUCGGACAACAAUGCUCUGAGUCUUGCUGGACAGUCUGAGACGGGCGGGAACCCGUCGUGGAUAUCUCUCCACCCGACAAAUAGCAGUAUCCUUUAUGCUGUUAACGAGAAUUCGCCUGGUGCUUUGCAAUCUUUUGUAAUAGAUAGUGAAGGAACUUUGAGCCCACAAGUUUCAACGGUCGCAUCUGGUGGAGAUUCUCCAGCAUUUACAGUGCCUCUCAGCACUGGUCAGGUCGCAAUCAUGAAUUAUAAUACAGGAAAUGGCAUGAUUAUUCCGACCACGUCCGAUCCACUGCAUUUCGACACCUCGUCAGCAGGCUUGAUUGCUUUCCCGGCCCCUGUAUCUCACCCACAUAUGGCCGUCGAGCACGGCGACGAGGUGCUCGUCCCGGACCUUGGCGCGGACAAGAUUUGGCGUCUCGUCAAGCAAUCUCCGGAUACUCCGGGACAGUGGAAGAUCCAAGGUCUCAUCGAACAACCGUCAGGUUCCGGGCCGCGUCAUAUCGCGCUUGCAGAUGGCUACCUCUACACGCUGCACGAGCUAGCCAGCACCUUAACCACGCAGCUUCUUCCUGCAGAACCAAACAGCACUUCGACGCUUAUUAACAACGUUUCUAUCGUUCCUCCGAACCCACCGGCAGGCGCUGCUUUUGCUGCAGGCGAGAUUCUCAUCCCGACCGUCUCGGAUACAUUCAAUGGAUCGUUCGUCUACACGUCGAAUCGUAACACGGGUACUCAGGACUCGCGAGGUGAUGCAAUUACAAUCUUCAAGCGUGAUCCAUUUGGUACAGUCGAUCUCGCAGGAUACGUAUUUACGGGACUUGACCAGAUUCGUGGAAUGGAAUUCUUUGGUGAUGAUGAUCGCUUCUUGGUCGCGAGCGGUGUUGCAGGCUCGGCGGGAGUACUUGUAUUUGAACGCACGGGUGACGGUGGGAACCUGACGUUGCUGGCAUCAAACACAGAGAUCCCGAACCGGACGUCGUUUGUGAUUCUCCCGGAUUAA